Molecule: messenger RNA, 1867 nt
Organism: Argiope bruennichi
Lineage: Eukaryota; Metazoa; Arthropoda; Arachnida; Araneae; Araneidae
Product: sodium-dependent glucose transporter 1A-like
Exons: 5
Coding region: 125-1522 (465 amino acids)
Biological process (GO): transmembrane transport
Source: RefSeq, a predicted model, not a curated record
UUCUUAUUUGUUUAUUUUACUUCCGAUUCCGUUUUAUGAAUUUAAAUUGCCGGUACACACAGCCUAGUUCUGCGGUUAUCAUAUCGCACUAGUUUCGAUUGGUGGAAAAGGGAAAAGUCUAAAGAUGCUGGAACUAUCAGAAAAAGUGGAACGUGGACUGAGAACUGCUGUGGUGUAUUUGGCAAUUCUUGCACUAGGUAUGUGUGCUGCUAUUCCAGGUCCUACACUUCUUGAACUCGAAAAAAUUGUUCAAGUAGAAGCUUCUAGUUUAUCUCAGAUUUAUCUUGGGAGAUCCAUUGGUUAUCUUGUUGGUUCAUUUUUAGGUGGUGUGUUUCUUGACUAUUGCAAAGCAACUCAGAUGCUUCUUCUGUCAUAUACUUUUGUAAUGGCAGUUACCACUACACUUAUACCUUGGUGUAGGACUUUAUGGUUACUCAUUGGAGUAAUGUCUAUCAGUGGAGUAGCUAUGGGAUCUCUGGAUACAGGGCUGAAUGUAUGGUGUUUAUAUUUUUGGAAUGAUGAAAGUAGCCCAUUUUUCCAAGCACUUCAUUUCUUUUUUGGAAUAGGAGCAUCUCUUGCUCCUUUGAUUGCUGGCCCAUUCCUAUCCCUUGAAAAUACAAAUGUCACUACAAAUUUGUUGACUGCAAAUGUAACUCAAUUUAUAACGGACAACAGCACUACGACAGUUCCACCAAUCACUUAUGCUUAUGGUAUAAUUGGUAUUUUUUCUCUUGUUAUUGCAGCUAUGUUUGCUUUCUUGUUUUUGAUUAAAGUCACUGAAACUGAGCACAAAGAAACUGUAGUAUACCAAAAUCCACCUCUUUGUCAUGGAAUUACAAUUAUCCUUACUUCAUUUUUAUUAUUGAGUGUCUAUGCUGGAAUUGAGAUAGGAUAUGGACAGAUGAUUGCUGUUUAUGCUGUAAAAAGUACUCAUAAAUUUUCACAGUUUUAUGCAUCGCUUAUUGCUUCUGUAUAUUGGGGAACUUUUACUUUGUCUCGCGGACUGUCAAUAUUUUUGGCCAUAAAGUUCAGUCCCAUAACGAUUGUUAUGAGCGAUUUUAGUGUGAUGCUCUUGGCUGCAGUAGUUUUAACAACCAUCGGAAAUAUGUAUAGCAAUUUCUUAUGGAUUGGUACAGCUCUGUUAGGCCUAGGCCUUGCAUCUUUUUACGCUUCAACAAUCACAUGGGUUGAAAGACAUAUCAAUGUCACAAAUAAAAUCGGAUCCUCAUUUGUAGUAGCUGCAUCCUUAGGGGAAAUGAUAGCACCUUUAGUUAUUAGUCAGUAUGUUAAAGAAAAGCCAGAAGUCCUUAUGUAUAUAGUUUCAGGCUGUGUUAUUAUGUGUGGAUUUUUUAUACUUAUUUUAUGGGUAGUCACAUCUCGUAUAGGAGCUAAAAAACCUGUGAACGAGACAAAAGAAUUAGAUUUUGAUUCAAAUGAGAGUUCAAAAUUCCCUGUAAACAGAUACAGUGAAAGAAAAGAUGAUGGCGAUUGUAUUGCUGAGAUAGAAACAAAAUUUGAAUGAAAGUUUUUUUGUUUUUUUUUAAAGGGAUGGUGAUGCCAAAGAAAUGAAAUUUUUCAAUUUGUAUUUUAGAAAAUUUGUUGAAUUUAGUUUCAUUGACAAAGGCAUAUGUGAUAUAUGAAGGUUUAAAAUUAAUUGAAAGAUGUGAUAUUGAGACAAAACAAUCUAUUUUAAUCCAUUUGUACAUUAUAGCCAGUGACAAUUUUAACAUGUUGACUGUCAUAGGGGGUCACUUGUGACUGAUGAGGGCAUAUGAAUUACAUUCUGAGAAAUUCAGUAUGGUAAUCAUUGUGUUAAGAGGUUAUGCAGAAAGUUACAAGCAGGUAAACCGUGCAUCUUAAGGGUAUA